Messenger RNA from Trichobilharzia szidati, 2289 nucleotides. The record is from the annotation of a GenBank genome assembly. NCBI's taxonomy places the organism in Eukaryota, Metazoa, Platyhelminthes, Trematoda, Strigeidida, Schistosomatidae.
AGAUACCCAACUUUGAUAAUUCAGAACAGAAUACCUUGAUGCAAAUAUUUUCAACUGCUUCAUCAUAACUGAAUUCCUAUAAACCAACUUUUUUGACAAAUGAAUGAAAAUAUUUUCGAAGUAUUUAAACAAUUUGUUUACUUGUUAAAAAACUGUAACCAAGUAACCGCUUGUUCACACUUUCAUUCAAUGAUUCAAAUGUUCAAUGAUCAAUUCAAUCAAAGUGUUUAUCCGUAUUAUAAUGAUAAAAAUAUUGAAGAAAAAGGAGUGAACUAUGCAUUGAAGAUAUCAGAAAGCUACACAAAACAUCAACAUUGUUGUAUACAUCAUUUUAUACCAUCCCCUGUAGUAUUAUAUACAUGGUCAAAGUUAUUGCGUAUAGAGGUAUUUCGUCAAAUGUUUAUGGAAAUUAUUACAUCUAAUGAUUGCAGUCGAAUCUCCAGUCAAUGUUCCGAUAAUUUGUGUAAUGUUGGUGAAUCCAAUGUGAUCGAUUUAACUAGUAGAAAUUUACCAGUUAGCAGACAAUUAAAGAAAUUAGAAUCCUUAUGUAGUGAUCAGAUGUUGUCAGUGCCAGCAGGGAAGGUCAUUCAACCAUUUACUUCAUAUGAUGAAAGCAGUAAGUUUCAAUCACAAUGGCUUUUGAAUGAAUGGUCGCGAAUUUAUCAUUCCUAUGAUACUUCUCUACAAGGUGAUGAUUGCACUGAUGAAAAUCCAUGCACAGUGAAAAAUGAACCAUUCUCAGAAGAUACACUGAUGAUGUUGAUGAUGAAGGCGGCCCCAAUCGCAAACCAACAAGUUGGUAAAGGAUUUUACACAGAUACUAGUGAUAUACCUAGAAUAUACCAGCCUAACUGUAAAUUCUCAUGGUCUAAUUCAUGCACAGAAAAUCAUUCAAAUGAAAUACAAGAAGAUUCAUUUCAAUACUCUCCUUGGAAACCAUCUCCUCCACUUCCAAAUAAGAUAGAUACUACAUUGCCUUAUUACUUUGUGAAGCCUGAAAACAUAGAUUCAAGCUGUUCAUCAAUAGUGUUAAGUAGUAAAACAAAUUUCAGUGACGUGAAAACAUCAUUUUUAUGGAAUACACAAUCACAAUCUUCGUCAUCCUCGUCACAACCACCAGCGCCACCUCCAACUUCAUAUUCUCCUCCGUUAAAUUUCAGUGCAUUCACUAUGGAUCAAAAUAUGCUAUGUCCAUUGUGUCAUAAGUGUUUUCGAUUUGAGAAAAAUUUACUGAGACAUUUACAGAAGACUCAUUCAACUAGUACGGGUGAAUCUUUGCUAAAAUGUAAAUUGUGUAAUUAUACAACAAGACAUUAUAGUAAUAUGUAUGUACAUAUUAGAACACAUACAGGUGAUAAACCGUAUUCAUGUUCAGCUUGUGGUGUAGCCUUUACUCAGGGAUCAUCUUUAAAACUUCACAUACGAUCACGACAUAACGACAAUGGCAGCUACUUCUCAUUAAUACGUAAACCGGGAAAAAAUAAUCUGACAAAAUUAUGGACAAGAGUGUUGAAAAAAGAUUUACCAAAAUUUAAUUCACUACAGUCAACAAGUUCCUAUUACUUUUAUCAUCAUCACCAACAUCAUCGUCAUUACUGGAAUAAAUGGCGGAAUUCAAUGAAUAUUGAACAAACCAAUCGUUUGAAAAGCGUCAAACACAACAAGAGUAAAUUAACCACUGAGACUGAAAAUUUAAACUACAAUCUCUUUUGUUCCACAUCAAAUGAAUUUCAACAAUUACCUGAUGGAAAACAUGAGGAAAAGUGUCUGAAUUCUAACUACUGGGCCUCAAACAACACGUCUGACUACAGACAUUUUGCGCCAAAUCCAUUUGAAAUUAAAAAGUACACCAAACGAUCAGUUUUUAAAACAAGCAAUGAAGCCGUAAAGUUGAAAAAUAACAGAAGACGUCAAAUUAGUAAAACAAACACAGACAAACAAUUUGUUAAAUGUCAGAAGGCAGAGCCGACGUAUUCUAGUUUCCUAGACAACUCAAAACCAGUCGAUGAAGUAGAAGGUCAUCCCCUGCAAAUUGAUGAACGUACUACAUUGAAAUUAGAAGAACCUGAUUUACAAGAUUCCCAAAGUGGACUAUGUUCUACAAUUAUCUUAAACCAGUUAUUUCUUCAUAACACGCAAAUGAAUCAAGACAUUCAUCAAACAAUUGAUGCUAAUAAUGAUAAUAAUAAUAAAUCAAAUAUGGCGGUUUUAAACUAUCCAAACAAAUCUGAUAUUCAAUAUCAGGAAGAAUAUUUACCCUUUUCAAUUGCUGCAUUACAACCAUAUUAA